GAAAUAGAUUACAAAAGUAAAUAUCAUUAUAAUAUUAUGAACCUGACAUUGUUGGAGAGAAGCGAUCCGCUCAAGAAGAACUAAAAAAAGAGAUACAAAAACCGAAUAAGCGACAAAAGACAAAGAAAGAUAUCACUCCUGUAGAAUGUAAAAAUAACUGGAUCUAUAUGCCUGCCAAUGAUGACCCAAAAAGAUAUUCGGUUCAUCAAGAAUAUACAGAUAUAGUUUGUCAAGAACAAUUUAAUUUUGAGAAAUAUUGCAGAAAGGCUUCCUCUACCAACACUCCUGGGGAACAUAUCCUCUUACCUUAUCCUCCUCUCCAUUCAGAUAGUUAUAAAUUUCAAAAGGGCUGGUCUACUUCAAAAAGAACAAUGGAGGGUGUCAUAAAAGAAGAAAACAAGGCAUUAUCCCCUUUUUAUGAUUGGUUGGAAACUCAAUCUGAUAUAUCUGAAGAUAGCAUUGAUAUCCCUGAAGCUCAAUAUGCUAAUUGCUGUGAUAGAGCAUCCCAAUUUCCUACUGUUAAAAUAGACGAUCAUCAAUUCAUGUGUGCACGUUGUUAUCGUCAUUUACAAAUAUUUAAUCUCGAAUGGCCACUUCGAAAAGAGAAGAAAGCCCAUUGGAGAUCUAAAUCGGCACCAUCUACUGAUGCUUCAACUCAAAAUAGGACCUCAAACUGUGAAUCAUCUCCUAUCUUAUCGUCCUUUCCUGCUUCUCCCUCAUCACCCCUUUCUCCUAACUAUCUUAAUUCCUCGAGUCGAUCAAAAUCUCGUACACCUAAAAGAAGCCCCUCCCGUACAUCACUUACGCCACCUUUUGAUCAUCAAACAACAAAAACGGUAUCACGCCGAAGACGUGGUAAUGCAAAAGAUGAAGUGUCAUUUUUAUCACAAUUGACUUCUACUACUCCAAAAGUCAAGGGUAAGAAACAGUCAAGCAAGCGUAAAAAAGAAUUUAAUUGUGAUCAACUGCAGCCAUUGACCCCCUCUAGCUCGAUCUUGCCAAAUGGUAGUAACAUGCUGCCUUCACUCGCAUCAGUUCUCAACACACCCGGUAAUCGAUCAGCUAAAAGGAUUUCAGUUUCCUAUUUACUAAAUAACUCUAAAGAGGUAAAGGGUUAUUCUAAUAAAAGGAAAUAUUCAACACUAUUUAAUGAAGAAGAGGAGACAAGCCAAGUCAUGCCUCCUGCAAAGAAAAUUUCUGUCAUUAAAUCUGCAAUGAAGAUUGAGUCUUUAGUAGAAGAGACGAAUAUAGAUCCCAUAAAGGAUAUGUUAAAAUCAAAUAGAAGCAUGAAGCGAUUAAUUACAAAUUAUUCAAAUUUUCCUUUUGACCAUCGAGAAUUAACUUUGGCCUUCCCUGGUAAAAAAUCAUAAAAGAUGAAAUAUGGGAAUUUGAUAUGAGUCAUGAUCCGAUACUUCGUGCGGUUGUUGCUAAACGAAAUAAAAAUGAACAAAAUAAACAAACUAAAAAACAAGAAGGGCCUUCCUUUACCCCGAAUCUAAUAUCAGCAACAACCAUUGUAAAUAAAGGUAAAAAAGAAUUACCAGAUAAAGUUUCUCCCACACCAGAGACUUUGUUACAAGAACAAUCCAAACUCUCCUUAGAGGCAACAACAGAAUCCUCACAAAUAAAGUCCUCUACAUGGUUGCAUCAGGAACGAAAAAAGGGAAGCAGUAGACAACGUCAUAAAAAAGCAAUUAUUGUAAAAAGUGGAGACCGACUUAAAAAAGGUGUUCCAAUUCCAAUACCACAAAAUAGAUCAAAUUAUUAUAAAUAG
Cokeromyces recurvatus is the source of this 1774-nucleotide messenger RNA. RefSeq lists its product as uncharacterized. The record is from RefSeq and is a predicted model, not a curated record. Bases 168 to 1370 code for a protein of 400 amino acids. The transcript has 3 exons. NCBI's taxonomy places the organism in Eukaryota, Fungi, Mucoromycota, Mucoromycetes, Mucorales, Mucoraceae.